Molecule: messenger RNA, 1915 nt
Organism: Dromaius novaehollandiae (emu)
Lineage: Eukaryota; Metazoa; Chordata; Aves; Casuariiformes; Dromaiidae
Gene: CTSH
Product: cathepsin H
Exons: 12
Coding region: 77-1066 (329 amino acids)
Cellular component (GO): lysosome
Molecular function (GO): cysteine-type endopeptidase activity
Source: RefSeq, a predicted model, not a curated record
CCCGGUGCCGCCCCGGGACCGCCCCGGUGCCUCCCCGGUACCGCCCCGGCGCGGCUGGGCGCAUCGCGGCGGGGACAUGCGCUGGGCCCUGCUGCUGGCCGCGGCCGCGCUGCUGGCGCCCGCCGCCCCCGCGGCACCGGCGGCCCAAGAGGAGCUGCUCUUCAAGGCCUGGAUGCUGCAGAAUAACAAGAAGUACAGCUUGGAGGAGUAUUACCACAGGCUGCAGAUCUUUGUCAGCAACAAAAGGCGAAUCGAUAAGCACAAUGCCGGGAAUUACACGUUUGAAAUGGGGCUGAACCAAUUUUCAGAUAUGACCUUUGCAGAAUUUAAGAAAACGUAUCUGUGGCACGCACCUCAGAACUGCUCGGCCACGAAGGGGAACUUCCUGCGCGGCUCCGGGCCGCAUCCUGAGUCUAUCGACUGGAGGAAGAAGGGGAAUUUCGUGACGCCUGUGAAAAACCAGGGCGCCUGCGGGAGCUGCUGGACCUUCUCCACCACGGGGUGCCUGGAGUCGGCUAUCGCAAUAGUGACGGGAAAGCUCCUGUCUCUGGCGGAACAGCAAUUAGUUGAUUGUGCUCAGGCUUUUAACAACCACGGCUGCAGUGGGGGCCUGCCAAGCCAAGCCUUUGAGUACAUCCUGUACAACAGAGGGCUCAUGGGAGAGGACGCCUACCCGUACCGCGCUGAGAACGGCACAUGCAAGUUCCAGCCAGACAAGGCUAUUGCUUUUGUCAGAGACGUUGUCAACAUCACGGAGUAUGAUGAGGAUGGCAUGGUUGAAGCGGUGGGGAAGCACAACCCGGUGAGCUUUGCGUUUGAGGUGACGAGUGACUUCAUGCACUACAGAAAAGGUGUCUAUUCAAACACAAAAUGUGAGCACACUCCUGACAAGGUGAACCACGCUGUCCUGGCUGUGGGGUAUGGAGAAGAAAAUGGGACUCCUUACUGGAUUGUGAAGAACUCGUGGGGUCCACUAUGGGGCAUGGAUGGGUACUUCCUUAUUGAACGUGGAAAGAAUAUGUGUGGUCUUGCUGCUUGCGCAUCUUAUCCAAUCCCUCAAGUGUAACAGGGGAGCACAGGCUGGGGAAAGUGGCCACAGAAAAGGGAACGAUUCAUUGUGUAUGAAUUUCUAAAUUUUCAAAAUAAAUAAAGUGAGGAAAAACAAGAAAGAACAAAAUCAUUGAAAUUUGUUCUCUGCAGGCAGAUUCCUUUGCUUGUACAAAGCUUCUUACAAUAGGUAGACCUACGCCAUCUUCUGUAUUCCCCAGCCUGAAGCAAGUGUGCACUCUUGAACGGAUCCUCCAGGUCUGAGAGCCUGAAGCUCCCGUCUUCUCAUCCCAGUUGUGAUGCCCUUAUCGCGUGCCUGCUCUCCCCGUGCCAAAACGGGGCACAAACCAUCUACUGACACUGCAUGUUGGUGAGGGGAGGGUGGCUGAUUAGACCAGAGAGCACCUCAAAUAUGAAAAUGCCAAGCAGUUGUUAUCAGACACAUUUUGCCAGUCCAAUUUUAAGAUACUGUGGCAACAACAUUUACCCUGCUUCUGAGGUGACUGUUCCCCACUCACCAGACCACUUAUAGGGAUUUUUCUAAUUUCUUUGAAGGCGGUUUUUCCUUUCACUAAAGAAAGAUAAGUGCUGUGAUUUAUAAGUUUUAUCUAUUUUCACUAAAUCCAUUUUAGUAUUUUUGUAUAAAAAAUUAGUUAUUUUACUGAAAAUAUUGAACGGGUGAUUUUUCUUUUAUGAAUCAAUGAAAAGGCCUGAGCUUUAAUACUAACAAGUUUAAAAAUCAGACAAUUUCGAGAGAAGCCCUGACAUCAGCAGGAGGCAUUUCUGUUGUAUAUUAUUUCAUGUUAAGGUAUCGCUACUGACUUGUUACUGUGUACUGCUGAAGAAAAUAAAAAUGACUUGUCACCUG